CUGAAAUGGUGCCUGGCUGUGUACUGCAUCUGUUUCAUCCUAUCUGUUGUGGUCAUUAUUCUCUGUGUUGGGGAGUGUACAGGCUGGCUGCCUUGUACUUUUGAAAAGUUCCUCAAUGCUUAUGCUCUCCUAGCUGUCUUGCUAUAUGCCUCUGCCGUGAUCAUAUGGCCCAUUUUCCAGUUCGAUUCAAAGUAUGGGGGCACAACACGAAGGCCAAAUAGCUGCAGCAAUCACCCUCGUAUGCUAUGUACGUGGGAUAAAUUGGUAGCUGUUGCGGUUUUGUCAUCUGCCAAUCUUAUAGUCUACAUCAUAGAUCUUGUGUAUUCUGCAAGACUUAUCUUUAUCACUGUUUAA
Molecule: messenger RNA, 354 nt
Organism: Staurois parvus
Lineage: Eukaryota; Metazoa; Chordata; Amphibia; Anura; Ranidae
Source: the annotation of a GenBank genome assembly